AUGGGCACCUCCAUCACUCAAAACUUCGCGGGCUUGGUGAGUGUUCGAUUCAUAUUGGGGGGUUUGAUGAGUGUGACCUCCCCGGCCUGGGUUCUGAUCACCUCAAUCUUCUACCGCCGAGAAGAGCAAGCCUUCCGCGUCAUGUUCUGGUGGAGUAUGAACGGCUUGUCCCUUGCCGUAGGUGGCAUCAUUUCUUUCUGCUGUGGUUACAUCGAAGUCAACAAUAUCUCGUCUUGGAAGUGGAUCUAUAUCAUUGAAGGAUCUCUUACCGUCCUCUGGGGCGUCGUCCUCUUCUGGGUCUUCCCCAUGUCGCCGCAAACCGCCAAAUUCUUCACGGCCGAGGAAAAGAAAUGCGCCGUCGCUCGUCUGGCAACCAACAAGACCGGAACCAAGGAACCCAAGAUCAAAAAGUAUCAGAUCAUCGAGGCCAUCGGCCCGCGCAAGGACCCCCAAGGUUGGCUCAUCUUCUGGAUCAUGUUCUUCAAUGAAUUCGUCAACGGCGGCUUCGGCAUUUUCUUCUCCCUCACCCUGAACCAGCUGGGAUACACGCAGCUCAUGAGCUCCGUAUUGGGUAUCCCCGUCGGUUUCUCUCAGAUCUUCUGGAUGGUCGGCGCUGGCGCGUUCACCCUGAAGUUCAAGAACGUCCGCAUCCUCAUGUGCCAACUGGCCCUUGUGCCCGCAUUUAUCGGCUUUCUACUCCAGAUUGCUAUCCCCGAGGAGAGGGCCGCGUUGCAAAGACCAUCGGCGUGUGCUUGUCACUCGGCUUCUCUCCCCGCCCAAAACGCAGGCGGCUUCACCAAGCGAACCACCCUGACCAGCUUGGGUUUCCUGGGCUCAUCGCUCGGAAACAUUGUUGGUCCCCACGUCUUCUAUGAAGGCCAAACCCCGCGCUACCUUACCGGCUACGUAUGCGAUUUGGUCUGCUUCGUUAUCCAAAUCAUUCUGUUGCAGAUUCUGAAGUGGUGCUAUAUGCGAGAGAAUAAGAGGCGUGAUGAAACAUAUGGCCCUCCGGUCGCUGAGGCUGGCGACGCCAUCACCGAUCUGACAGAUAUAGAGAACCACAACUUCCGAUUUAGGCCUGUAACAAUGAAUAACAUCAAUGAAACCUUGAUCUUCGAGGGAUGGCAACUGUCGCCGAUACCGACUGUUGGCGUUGCUGCUGCUGUUGCGGACUUCCGCGAGUGGGUAUCAAAAGUGGGUGAAAAAGCACAAAGCAUCACGACAUUUCUCACGUAA
Messenger RNA from Exophiala xenobiotica, 1236 nucleotides. RefSeq lists its product as uncharacterized. The record is from RefSeq and is a predicted model, not a curated record. The coding region runs from base 1 to 1236 and encodes 411 amino acids. Lineage: Eukaryota; Fungi; Ascomycota; Eurotiomycetes; Chaetothyriales; Herpotrichiellaceae. Gene Ontology annotation, biological process: transmembrane transport. The transcript is spliced from 5 exons. Gene Ontology annotation, molecular function: transmembrane transporter activity. Gene Ontology annotation, cellular component: membrane.